AUGAGCGUGGUGGCCUGUGAGUGUCCCCCUGGCCCUGGCCUGGACCCCAAGCCCUGCUCAUGAGUGCGGUCCCAGGCCCUAGUGUACCGGGAGCAGAUUCGCAACCGGGUCACUCCAGGGGCACCUGACAUGACCAAGCGCGACUACCUUGUGGAUGCAGCCACACAGAUCCGGCUGGCCCUGGAGCGUGAUGUCAGUGAGGAGUAUGAGGCAGCCUUCAGCCACUACCAGAAUGGCGUGGACGUUCUGCUCCGAGGCGUAAAUGUCGACCCCAACAAGGAGAGAUGUGAGGCUGUAAAGCUGAAAAUUACCAAGUACCUGCGGCGGGCAGAGGAGAUCUUUAAUUGCCACCUGCAGAGGACGCUGGGCAGUGGAGCCAGCCCUGGCACGGGUUUUAGCAGCCUGAGGCUGCGGCCCAUCCGGACACUGAGCUCUGCCCUAGAGCAGCUGAGGGGCUGCAAGGUGGUCGCGGUCAUCGAGAAGGUGCAGCUGGUCCAGGACGCAGCGACGGGAGGGACCUUCGUGGUGAAGAGCCUGUCCAGGUGCCACACUGUGAGCCGGGAGCGGCUGACCAUCAUCCCACACGGCGUCCCCUACAUGACCAAGCUGCUGCGGUAUUUUGUGAGCGAGGACUCCAUCUUCCUGCACCUGGAGCAUGUGCAAGGAGGCACUCUGUGGUCCCACCUGCUCUCCCAGCCGUGCCUCCAACAGUCUGGGACUAGGUCUGGCUCCAGCCUGGAGAGGAUGAAGGCUCAGCUCAACUCCCGCCUCAGCCUCCGGACCCCAGCUCGCCUCCCACCUGGCCACACCUGCCUGCAGGACGGAAUCCCCCUGGAGCCUCCCCGGACUUCUCAGAGCCUUACCCCGGCCAGGGGGGCCUCAGCCAUCAGACCCCAGAGAGAAGCUGAAGGUGAACCCUCAGCCGGGACCGGCCCUUCCUGCUCCUGGGACCUUCCAAAGGCCCCAGGUGGCCACCUGCACCACCAAGCCAGGCGGGGGCCCGGCCAGAGCUCUGAUCCGGGGCCCCCUCGGGGGCUCCCUUGGGUUCAUGCAGGGGCCGGCCGGGUGCUGGGGGGCUGUGGCCGAGGCAGAGGUCGGAGCCGCCCCUCAACCGGUGGAGCCGCCUGGAGUGUGAGGGAGGAGCAGGUGAGGCAGUGGGCGGCCGAGAUGCUGGUGGCCCUGGAGGCGCUGCACGAGCAGGGGGUGCUGUGCCGGGACCUCAAUCCCCGGAACCUGCUCCUGGACCAGGCAGGCCACAUCCGGCUCACGUAUUUCGGCCAGUGGUCAGAGGUGGAGCCUCAGUGCUGCAGGGAGGCUUUGGACAAACUCUACAGCGCCCCAGAGGUGGGUGGGAUUUCUGAGCUGACCGAAGCCUGCGACUGGUGGAGCUUUGGGUCUCUGCUGUAUGAACUGCUGACGGGAACGGCGCUGUCCCAGAGCCACCCCUCGGGAAUCCAACCCCACACCCAGCUCCAGCUGCCCGAGUGGCUCAGUCGCCCCGCAGCCUCCCUGCUGACUGAGCUGCUGCAGUUUGAGCCCGCCGGGCGCCUGGGCGCUGGAGGAGGCGGUGUCAACAAACUCAAGUCCCACCCCUUUUUCAGCACCAUCCAGUGGAGCAAACUGGUGGGGUAA
Molecule: messenger RNA, 1632 nt
Organism: Lipotes vexillifer (Yangtze River dolphin)
Lineage: Eukaryota; Metazoa; Chordata; Mammalia; Artiodactyla; Lipotidae
Gene: RPS6KL1
Product: ribosomal protein S6 kinase like 1
Exons: 10
Biological process (GO): protein phosphorylation
Molecular function (GO): protein kinase activity; ATP binding
Source: RefSeq, a predicted model, not a curated record